UUUGAUGAUAUCAACAUGAAAUGGGGUACAUUUGGGUCUUAGUUGCUAUAGGGCUACUAUGGCGUCAUCAGGGAUAUCAUUACCAUCACCAGUCACACUUUUAAAUUUUACGUGGAGAUAAGAAUUCGCUAGAUCGAGAUACUGAGUAUCAACAGCCGGGACAAUAAAUUCUAUCGGUGAACCAUGGUUAAUUGUAGAGAUUGAUUGAUGUUCUGUGAAGUUACCUUUUAAAACAGACGCUUGAGUUGGGUGUAUUUUAAAUAAAUCUAAUUCAGAUUUAGCGCACUCAGGGCUUAGACCGUGAACAAGUUCUUUCUUUUCUUUGGCGUUUGCGAGGUCGUCUCGAACUGAAGGCAAUUUGCGAUUUACGCUUCCUUUUAAUACUCUUGGGAAGUGCUGUAAUUUUGCCUAAUAAAUUCCGACCUGCUUGUUUGGACUGGUCACGUAGGGAAGACUUUAUAUUUUUUCCAUUCAGUACAUCACUGGCCAUGCGAACACCAGUGUGUAAUAGUUCCAGAACCAACAGCUUUUGCCCCUUUUGUUAAAAAUGGAACAAUACUCUUGCCAAAAAAUAUCCGUGGUACAGAUUUUCCGGAUAAAAGGUCGUGCUUUCAUUUAAUAUUUCAGUAUCGAUGACUUCGCGAAAUGCCCCCAAUUUUAAAAAAUAUUUUAGUAUCUCGAGACGAUAUCGGUGAACAUAUGCGACAGUACGCGAUUAAAUACAAAUAAUGUCUCAGCCCAGACGUUUACUUAUAGGGAGUUAUUUUGGUGAUAAAAUUCUUUUGGCCACUGAGCUGGUCCGAUGGUAUCUUGAUCACGGUCUCCAUAUUACCCACAUAUACCAAUUUAUCGAGUAUGAACCCAAAGCAUGUUUCGUGCCGUUUUGUAAUGAAGUUUCAAUGGCUCGCAGAAAUGGUGACAUGUCACCGGAAAAAGCAAUUUUAGCUGAUACAUAUAAGUUACUCGGAAACUCUUCGUAUGGAAAGACUUUGGAGAAUGUUGCGAACUACCGUAAAAUAGCAUACUGUGAUGGUAAUGAAACACGCGACCUGAUCAAUGAACCUUCAUUUGUUGGCUCGACUCAACUUAGUGACGACUUAUUUGAAGUAACUUCAAAAAGAAAACAGAUUGUGUGCAAAUUAUCCAACCAGAUUGGAUUCGUCGUGUACCAAAACGCAAAAUUCACCAGAAUAUCACGUUUAGCAAGAUGCAAAAUGUCUUCUUCUCUAAACAACCUGCUGGUGGAGUUAACAUUAACUUUAAAGUACAUGAAAACAAAAUAUUUACCUAUAAACAGUAUCGAAAUCCUAUGCCUUACUUCUACGGGAAACGAAGAGUUCAUAAUGAUGGAAUUUCAACCAGUCCCUUGUUAAUUUAACUAUCUUAUUAUUUUUGUUACGUUCAUUAAAUGUCUACAUUAAUUAAUAGCAAGA
Styela clava is the source of this 1433-nucleotide messenger RNA. Lineage: Eukaryota; Metazoa; Chordata; Ascidiacea; Stolidobranchia; Styelidae. The record is from RefSeq and is a predicted model, not a curated record.